AUGGUCGAGAAGGUCUACGUUACCUACAACAAGGUCCACAAGCUGUGCCAGCAGUCGGCCGACCAGAUCCUCAAUGAAUUCAAGCCCAACCUCAUGAUCGCCAUCGGUGGCGGCGGCUACGUGCCUGCCCGCAUCCUGCGCUCCUUCCUCAAGAAGCCCGGCAACCCCAACAUCCCCAUCCAGGCCAUCGGUCUGUCGCUCUACGAGUCGCUCGGCACCGAUGGCGACGUCGAGGCCCCCGGCACCAAGGUGACGCGCACCCAAUGGCUGGACCUGUCGAGCCUGGAGAUGGCCAACCUGAUCGGCAAGAACGUGCUGAUCGUCGACGAGGUCGACGACACGCGCACCACGCUUGAGUACGCCGUCAAGGAGCUGGAGAAGGACGUCGAGGAGGCCACCAAGAAACUCGGCCGUAGCGGCGAGAAGACGACGUUCAGCAUCUUCGUCCUGCACAACAAAGACAAGGCCAAGAAGGGCACGCUCCCCGCGGACCUGAUGGACAGCGGCAAGUACAUCGCCGCUGAGACCGUUGGCGACAUCUGGAUAUGCUAUCCUUGGGAGGCCAUGGACAUCGACGAGCAUGACCGUCUGGCCGCUGAGGCGGACAAGAAGGCUUAA
Molecule: messenger RNA, 618 nt
Organism: Aplosporella prunicola CBS 121167
Lineage: Eukaryota; Fungi; Ascomycota; Dothideomycetes; Botryosphaeriales; Aplosporellaceae
Exons: 3
Coding region: 1-618 (205 amino acids)
Biological process (GO): XMP salvage; IMP salvage; hypoxanthine metabolic process
Cellular component (GO): cytoplasm
Molecular function (GO): hypoxanthine phosphoribosyltransferase activity
Source: RefSeq, a predicted model, not a curated record